Messenger RNA from Penicilliopsis zonata CBS 506.65, 234 nucleotides. RefSeq lists its product as hypothetical. The transcript has 2 exons. The record is from RefSeq and is a predicted model, not a curated record. Bases 1 to 234 code for a protein of 77 amino acids. NCBI's taxonomy places the organism in Eukaryota, Fungi, Ascomycota, Eurotiomycetes, Eurotiales, Aspergillaceae.
AUGUCCUCCACCAAGAAAACUACCAACGCGGUCAGUGGCACCAACAACAACCUAAACGCCGGUAACCUUCGCCAUCUCCCCGGCGAGAAUCACCAGAACGGCGUUGAGCGGUUCGCGCAGUCCGGCGCCGCGGAUGAGCCGUACUUUGCGCGCGCGCGGAUGCAGGACCGGUCUGCGCAUGCGUCGCGGCUGAGCAGUCAGCUGCGUGACGUGGACGCAAUGCUGAAGAAGUAA